Ochlerotatus camptorhynchus is the source of this 755-nucleotide messenger RNA. RefSeq names its product histone H1-gamma, late-like. Bases 21 to 725 code for a protein of 234 amino acids. NCBI's taxonomy places the organism in Eukaryota, Metazoa, Arthropoda, Insecta, Diptera, Culicidae. Gene Ontology annotation, cellular component: nucleus; nucleosome. Gene Ontology annotation, molecular function: structural constituent of chromatin; nucleosomal DNA binding; double-stranded DNA binding. The record is from RefSeq and is a predicted model, not a curated record. Gene Ontology annotation, biological process: nucleosome assembly; chromosome condensation; negative regulation of DNA recombination. The transcript has a single exon.
GCGAAAUUCUGUGAAUCAACAUGACUGAAUCCGAUAAUGAAGUUGUUGCCCCGGCUGCUGCCUCGCCUGCCAAGACCCCAAAGAAGGCCAAGGCCACCAAGCGAGACGCCAAGCAUCCGGCGAAAACAGUUACACAUCCACCAGCGAGUGAGAUGGUCUUAGCCGCCGUCACGGCCCUGGAUCAACGCAAAGGAUCAUCCCUACAGGCCAUUAAGAAGUACAUCACUACUAACUACCAGUGCGACCUUGCCAAGUUGAACAUCUUCCUCAGAAAGGCUCUGAUCAACGGCGUCGAGAGGGGUAUUCUAUUCCAGACCAAGGGAUCCGGUGCCAAAGGAUCGUUCAGACUCCAGGAACAAAAGCCACGAAAGAAAAAGAUUACCAAGAAACAAGCUGCCGAGAAGAAGGCCAAAAAGCUUGCAGCCAAAGCUGCCGCCGGUGCAGAGGCCACCACUCCCUCGAAGACCGCAGUUAAGAAGCUAAAGAAGCCAGUCAAGAAGCCAAAGACGCCAGUUAAGAAGUUGAAAACCCCGAUUAAGAAGACCCCAGUCAAGAAGCUGAAGACCCCGGUGAAGAAGACUCCAGUUAAGAAGAUUAAGACCCCGGUCAAGAAGACUCCAGUUAAGAAGCUUAAGACCCCGGUCAAGAAACUGAAGACCCCAGUCAAGAAACUAAAAACCCCGACCAAGACAGCUUCACCGAAGAAGGCCGCCGGCAAGAAGUAAACUUGCAAACGACGUGCCAUGCACGUAACA